This is a messenger RNA of Linum trigynum, 2248 nucleotides long. Lineage: Eukaryota; Viridiplantae; Streptophyta; Magnoliopsida; Malpighiales; Linaceae. The record is from the annotation of a GenBank genome assembly.
AUAUAUAUAUAUCAAACCCAUCCCAAAACGGCAAAAACCAUUUCCCAGCUCUUGUGUGUUGAAAUUUUCUUUCAACUCUCAAAAGACCACCAUCAUCAUCAUUCGAAAUGGCUGAUCGGAAGCUGUUCUGCACGUAUCUCCUCGCCGCCGCCGCCACCCUUGUUCUCUGCUCAGCUGUCUCCACCUCGGCGGCCACCACUUACAUGGUUGGAGACAACUCCGGCUGGGACAUAAGCACCGAUCUCGACACUUGGACUCAGGACAAGACUUUCAACGUUGGAGAUUCUCUCUUGUUUCAGUAUAGAUCCUCUGACACCGUGGAAGAAGUGAACAAACCGGCUUUCGACAGCUGCAACACGACCGACGCCAUGAGGACGUUCAACAACGGCAACACGACGGUGGAAUUGGACAGGCCUGGACCGUGGUACUUCGUCUGCGGCAACAGGCUGUACUGCCUUGGAGGGAUGAAGCUUCAGGUGAACGUGGUGGGGAAUGCAGAGUCGCCGGUUGGUUCGCCGGAGGCACAGCCAGGGGAUUCCAACCCUUCUUCCAAGAGCAACUUGCCUUCUUCAGGGUUCGUCCAUGGCGGCAGAAGGGAGUCUGUUGUCAAUGUUCUUGUAGCGUUUGUGGCUGCAGCCAGCUUGUUUCCUCAUUUCUGAUGACUGUGUGUUUGGGCUUUUGGGUUUAUCUGAGAGUGUUUCAUUUUGUACACAAGUUGUUUUAUGUGCAUAUGGGCCACACUACUAAAGCCUCGAAAUAUGAUGGAUUUUCAGUGAGAUAUUUUUUAAAAUUGGAAUUCUAUAGAUCCCAUAUCCACUGGAGUAGUUAGGCUAAUCACAACUCGAGAGACAAAAAUUAGGGGGUUUUAAGACUAUUUUAGCCUUUUAGCCCCCUCGAAAAUAGAAGUAGAUGCAACCCUGAUGCUAAAAAUUUAUGUUUCGUAUUUAGUAAUCAUAACUUAUGAAUAGUUAAAUUUAUGUUUUUUAAUUUAAAACUUAUAUAUUCCUUCACGAUAAUUGAAUACGAACAUUCCGAUGAAAUUUGAGCAAAUUCUGAGAUACUUUGUUUUUAGUUGAAAUGGAAGAAAGUUACAACAAAAUGAACUUCGUUCAUCAAAGUUACCAAGAUUUUGAACAAUUUCGGAGAUACAUUUUUUUAGUUGAAAUGGAAAAAGUUCCAAUUUUAAAUAUUUUUUUUAUUUUCAAAUAGCAAUCGAACGGUUGAAAGUUACGACGAAAUGAAUUUCGUUAGUUAAAAGCACUCACAACAACACAAGUAUAUUCAAUUUAAGUACUAAAACAAAUAAAAGCUAAAAUAAUCUCCACCAUUUUAGCCCCCUCUUAGAACCCACCCAAAGAAGAGCUAAAAUAGUCCACUAAAACCCCUUAUAGCCUAUUACCCCCCAAAUUUAUCCUAUGGUUGAAAAUGAUUUAUUGGGACUAAAAGACAGUGUUAUUAAAGUCGAGCCGAGCCGCUCGGCCCGACAGGUAAUACCGUCACCCAGUCACAAAAUCUGCUCGGAACAGCCUAAAAGCCGCUCCGAUUUUAUGUAGCGGUUGACGAGCGACCGAGGCGGUUAACCGUUCAAGCCGAUCGAGCCGCUCGUCCGGUUUUUGCCAUUCAACAGUUAAAUUUAAUUAAAAAAAUUGCAGAAAAUUGAAAAUUGAAAUAAACAAAAAACGUCGGGCUCUCAAACUGAAUCCUUAUUUCCAUUUCACAAUUUCGAAGAAAAGAGACAAGCUCUGAUUAAAAAAUGUCCACUAUUUAUACUGAUAACGUUUAUUAGGUACCAGUUCUCUAACAGUUUUUAAACGGUCUAAUGCCUGUUGGACCACUAAAGUGCGAGCCGUUGACAUUAUCGGGUCAUACUCCGAUUCGGUUCUGACAACAUUGCUAAAAGGGCAUUUUGUCCUUUUAGCCCUAGGGUUGUGGACAACUUUACAGAUUUAUCGAGUUUGAAUAUUUUUAUCUCGACAACCAUACUCAGUUUCUCUCAUUCCUAAAUUGAAAGUUUCGACGGAACCAAAGAAAUUUAGACUAAUAUGUUUCUAUAUUGUGCUUUACAAACAAAUUCUGAACAUUCGAGAACAUGCAUGAUUUUCGAAAAAACCAAAGUGCUCGAGAAAAGUGUUAUCACUUACAACAUUAUUGCAGCGUUCAAGACUUCAAGUGCUUCAAUCAUGCGAAGAAGUGGCAAUAAUAAAAAGGGGCUUUUUGCUGUUAAGUUGAAUAUAGCGAAAGCUUAUGA